UUACGGCGCAGUUGUUGGUUUUUUUUUUUUUUUUAUAUCGUUUUUAUUUUUCCCCGUACCACUUUGACUCGAAGCGCACCAGCCGAACGUAUUAUUACAAUUACAAUAUAUAACUUUUUUUUUCUUACAGUUGACUGCCGUCAAAUUUGUUUUUAUCGUUUUUGAGUUAGCUUUUGCUAUCGUGCACGAGUAUCGCGUUUGUUCAAUACCAGCGGUGCUCCCAAAGUAACCGUACCGAGCAGACAUAAUUCUGAAAAGUAACCUUUGGGUCUACUCAAACGCAAUUCUUCGCAUCCGCGCCGUUUUCCGGAAAAUAGUCGGACCAUGUCCGACGGUGAAGGUUCGGCACAGACAGCCACUGUAGAGACGGGUGGUCAAUCAGACAACAUAACGGCAGCCAUGGAUGGACAGCAGCAGCAGCAGCAACAACAGCAAAACGUGUCGAUCACUAAAGACGACGGCGAACCUAACCCGAAAAAAGCCAAGCUUUCCGGUAGUGGUGGCGAUGUGUUUGGUCGAGGUGGCGGUGGCGGUGACAAGCAGCACGCCACUUCGGAAAAACUGGAGCAAAGGCUUGGAGGCAUACUGUGCUGCGCCGUGUGCUUGGACUUGCCCAGGUCGUCCAUCUAUCAGUGUACAAAUGGGCAUUUAAUGUGUGCUGGAUGCUUUGCUCAUUUGUUGGCUGAUGCACGUUUACGAGAUGAAAUGGCCACAUGUCCAAAUUGUCGUGUGGACAUAGCUAAAAAUACAGCUACACGUAACUUGGCUGUUGAGAAAGCAGUUAGUGAACUUCCAUCGGAGUGUCAAUUUUGCGCCAAAGAAUUCCCACGUAACACAUUACAACAUCAUGAACAACAGCUUUGUGCAGAACGACCAGUAAAAUGUGGAUACAGUAAAAUUGGCUGUCCUUGGCGUGGACCCAGUCAUGAAGCUUCUGAACACGAAAAAGUGUGUCCUCACCCAUCAGCUACUGGAAAAGAUGUUAUGUCCGCACUUGAUGCUAUGGACCAAAAGUUUCAGGAAGAGAAACUUUUAUAUGACACUAUAUUUGAUUUGAUGAGUUUUGAAAAGAUAACAUUUAAUGAUUUGCAAUUAAAACCAUACAGAACAGAAGAAUUUGUACACAAAUUGUACUAUGAGACUGCCCGAUUUUCAGCUUUCAAUUUUCAGUGGGUUGUCAAAACCCGCAUCAAUAACAUGCAAAGAGACCCAGCAUUGAGUGUUGAUCGUCACAUGUCAUACCAGCUGAUUCUGAAAACCAAAAUCCCCACACCUAUGUCUGUCCAUUAUCUAGUAGUUAAAGGACCAUUUGGUGAUAUGAAGGUGAAUCCGAAAAUUUAUAAGUUUGAAUUCAACGAGAAUGAAACAGAAACACAAUUUGUAACAUUGCCAUUACCAGAUUCAGCCGAAUGUAAUCGGCUGUUAGCUGCCAAAACUAUCAACUUGAGGUUGAUCAUGUUUUUGGUGUCAAAAUAAUCACAAAAUCAAUACUUAUAUGUAUAUAAAUAAAGUAAUAUUUAAUCAU
Molecule: messenger RNA, 1525 nt
Organism: Melanaphis sacchari
Lineage: Eukaryota; Metazoa; Arthropoda; Insecta; Hemiptera; Aphididae
Product: cysteine and histidine-rich protein 1 homolog
Exons: 6
Coding region: 325-1476 (383 amino acids)
Cellular component (GO): nucleus
Molecular function (GO): zinc ion binding
Source: RefSeq, a predicted model, not a curated record